AUGCAAGAGGAGGGUUUCGAUCAAGCAAGGGGGCCAAAGCUUACCUCGAGUUGCUCACUUCCACAACCUGCCACUUUGUCGACAAAGAUGCCAGUUGGGAUCGAAGCCUGGAUCACCCAGAUACCGCCCAUAACCCGCGGCUGGCUCGCCCUAUCUGUUCUUACGAGCUUGGCUGUGCAAUGCCAACUGGUUACCCCAUUGCAGUUGUACUUCAGCCCUCGAAGUGCCUUCAUAAACGUCCAGCCAUGGCGGGCGGUCACUACGUUCUUCUACUUCGGGACGAUAUCCUUGGACUUCAUCUUCCAUCUGUUCUUCUUCAUGCGGUAUAGCCGAAUGCUGGAAGAAUCAUCAUUUGCGAACAAGAAGGCUGGGUAUUUCUGGUUGCUGCUCCAGUCAUCCGUCAUGCUGCUGAUCUUAUCACCACUAUUCAAUCUUCCCUUCCUAUCCUCACCACUUGCCUUCGUCCCAAUAUAUUUAUGGUCCAGACGACAUCCCUCGACACCCAUAUCACUGUUCGGUUUGAUUACUAUCAGUGCUCCUUAUUUGCCUGUUGCUCUCGUGGGAUUCUCGUGGGUGCUCAACGGCACAUGGAAAGCGGCAGCAGGAGACCUUGUAGGUUGUGCAGUUGGCCACGUUGGGUGGUUCUUGCGGGACGUUUGGACACGAGAGAUGGUUGGUGGGGUUACUGUCUUCAGUGAACCUCCUGUACGAUUGUAA
Messenger RNA from Cyclocybe aegerita, 717 nucleotides. The record is from the annotation of a GenBank genome assembly. Lineage: Eukaryota; Fungi; Basidiomycota; Agaricomycetes; Agaricales; Hemipholiotaceae.